CGGUUUCCGGUGGCUGACAGGAGCUGGAGCCCGCAGCUGCCUCCUCCGGCGCGGAGUACCACACACCCCCGCACACACCGCGGGAAGGAGGAGGAGGAGGGAGCGGAGCAGCCCCCCCGCCGCAGCCCCCGAGCGAUCGCGGUAACCCCCCCAUGCGAUGCGGGCGGUGUAGCGCAGCCCCUCCGCCCCGCGCUCCCCGGACAGGCACCUGCAGGCGAGCAGCAAGCAUGAGCUUGGCAACAUGCAACCAUGAGUGCCAGGACCGUGUGAUCUGAGCCACGUCUUCGGCUGACUUCCCAGCAGCAAGGUGUUUUUGAUCCUGUGCCAUGGAGGACUGCCUUCACACCUCCUCCGAAAACCUCUCCAAGCUGGUGAGCUGGGCCCACAGCCAUGGAACCAUCUGCAGCCUCAUCCCCAACCUCAAGCACCUGCUUUCCGAGGGGGCCCAUGGCAACCUGACGGCCAUGUGGGGCUGCAGUGCUGGCCAUGCCUACCACUGGCCACUGGCUGCCACUUGCCGGGCCGGCUCCCAGGAGCGUGUCUGCUUCCAGGACAGCCGCAGCUUCAACUCGGACAGUCCUAGCAUGCUGGGUGUGCCAUCAGAGGCGCAGACCAGCCCCUUGGAGCGCUACCCAGGUCGACCGGGGAAGACCAAGCUGGAUUGCACCCGCACUCGCGACUCCUGCGACUUCUCCUACUGCAGCGAGCCGUCGGAGUUGGGUGAGCCUGUGGAGGAGUAUGAGGAUGAGGCCACUCUGUUUGACAUGGUCUGUGAGUCCUCUGUCACCGACGAGGACAGCGACUUUGAGCCGCACCCCCACCGUGCCCCCGCCGGUCCCCGCAAGCGUCCGGCUGCCGGGCUGCCCACGGCCGCCCAGGCGCAGCCUGCUGAUGAGGGUGGCAGCGAUGGGCUGCUCAAGAAGAUCAAGCAGGAGCUCCCUGAGGACUACUAUAUAGUGGCCAAUGCUGAGCUGACUGCCGGCGCCGACGGGCCAGCCCUGGCCCUGACGCAGAUGUCCAAGCCCAAGCCGCAGCCCCAGGCUGGCCCCUCCUGCCUGGUACCCACCAGGGCUGUGCCCCAGCCCGUCACUGGCCCCGACCCCGACCCGCAGCGCCUCUGCUCCUCCCCACCAGGCCUGCCCCGCCUGGCCACACAGCGGCCGCCCCGGGGACCCCUGGCCUCCCCAGCACGGGGGGCAGGCAGUGGCCCUGUGGCUGCCCUGCAAGUGCCGGCCACCAGCUCCAAUUCCACCACCACCGCCGGGAAACCCAUCAGCAUCCCCCUCUCGGCGCUGCAGCUGCCUGGUCAAGAGGAGCCACCAGCCGCUGAGGAGACUCUCCCGUCUGUGCCACAGCUCACCCCAGGUGGUGAGGUGGCCGGCUCGCCCUCAGUGAGUGCUGAGCCUGAGGUCAGCUCCAGCCAGCAGCAGUCCCAUGCUGUGCCCACCACCACUCCGGAGGCAGUGGCGCAGUUGAUGCCAGACCAGGAUGAGAGAGCAGCGGAACUCAGCAGAGAGCAGAAUGAGAAGACCAUUCGCAGCACGCAGACGGCUCUGCGCAAUUUCCGAGAGUUCCUCAUCUCCAAGUACCCCUCUGAGACCCGUGAGAUCUAUGUCAUUCCCUGCAAAGAGCUUGAUGCCUACCUUGCUUCCUUCUUUGUGGAUGCCAGGCAAAAGGAUGGGUCUGAAUAUGAGCCAAACAGUCUGGCCAACUAUCAGUGUGGACUGGAGCGGUAUCUGAAAGAGCACAGGUAUGGAUACAGUAUCACAAGGGACAAAGAGUUUAAGAGGUCCCAGGAAGCUCUAAAGCAAAAGCAGAUAGAGUUGAGGUGUAAAGGAAAAGGAAACAAGCCACACAAAUCCAUGAAGCUUACCUUUGCUGAUGAGCUUAUCCUGCGCAAAAGAGGCUUAUUGAGCCGGUACAAUCCUGAGGGGCUGCUGAACCUGGUGUGGCUAAACAACACCAAGGCGUUCGGACACUGCACGGGUUUCCACGGGUCUACCCUCAAGUGGGGAGACAUCCGGCUGCGGGUGACAGAGACUGGUUUGGAGUACCUGGAGUGGAUGGGGCCAGACAACGGAGACGUCAGUGCCAAGAGCAAGAGGGGCGGGACGGACUCCCGGGUGUAUGCCACGCAGCACUCCCCCCAGACCUGCCCCGUGCAGGACUACAAGGAGUACGCCCAGAGGCGCCCUCCGGCCAUGCGCUACGAGGAUGCGCCUUUCUACCUGUCCAUCAAACCCGUCGUCAACUUGGCUGCGCUUCACUGGUACAACUGCCAAGCCCUGGGGAAAAACAAGCUGGCCAAGAUGGUAAAGACGAUGUGUGAGAAGGGCAACAUCCCCGGCCGGAAGACCAACUUCAGCGUCUACCAGAGCUGUAGCACCCUCUCAGAAGCACAGAGCAACCAGCUGGUGCUGAUCUGCAAUAACUUGAGCCAGCAGGCUGCCCAGUCCAUGGCAAGCCACUCCAAUACCGGCAACUUCAUAGUGUCAGCGUCCUAUGACUCCUCAUCUGACACAGCCUGAAAGAGGGAUAUGACCUGAACUCUUUUUUCUUUUCCUUUUUUGUUUCAAACGUUGAAUUUGUGCUCAAUAAUACGCAUCAACUGUGAUUGUACACUAUUGCCCCCCAUAGCCCUCCCUCCAGCGUUAAUUCACUUUAUAAGAAUAUAUAAAUAUAUAAUAUAUUUUUCUUUUUGCAAAUAGGUCAACAGAAAUAGUUUAGUAUUACUAACAUAGUAUUUAUAGUGUUAAUACAAAAAUGAAAGGUACUUAUGGGUUCUAAUAUAAAUGCAGAUUUUAAAAGGAUAAAAAUGGUUCUCAGGCAACACAAGAUAGACUGAAAAUACCAUCUGAAAAUACCAUUUUUAACAUACACACGUUAGUGAGUGUAAAUCCCCAGAGAGGCUUACGUAGCAAUUCUGUUUCAAAGCGUUUUUUUUCAACUUGGUAUUUUAACAUGGCCUCCCACAGUGGAGGAGACAAACUUUACAGUGGCUGCUGCUUUUUACCUGCUGGCUUAUUCGUGAUCAGCAAGGCCAAUAAAUAAGAAAUACAUCAAUGUAAGUUCACAAAACCAUUUACAGCACUUUUUGUCUGUUUUUUAUUAUGUUUCCUGAGGCUCAUUUGUGCUAAAAAAAAUUCCUGAAAUCAGCUAAAAGCUAUUUUUAACUUUUGUUUUUGUUGAUUUUUUUGGGAUCAGAAAUGUUUCUGGUUUUUAGACUAAAAAAUAUUGUUCUCAACAAUAUGCAAAAGUAUAGUGGCAAAACCACUGUCAUACACAUAAUUUUAUCUCUCUAGGCAUAGGUUGGUAAUACUUUGUCACUGUGUGUACAUAAUUUAAAAUCUGCUGACUUAGAGCACUCUUUCAGUAUUCUGGGAAAUGUAACAGUGCGGAAAAAUCUGCAAUCUUAUCCCAAACUGUACAGAAAAAUUGCAUCAAAUAUGUCUUAAGCCAUCCUUUGAAAUCCACCAAACAAGAGAGAGUAGGACAAUACAGAAUUUAAAAAUUCUAUAGAAAAUUAAAAAGUUGGAUUGUUUUAAGUGCUAGAAUACAAAUUUAAAUUGGCUACGCAUCACCUAUUUCCAGUGCAGACAGUGUAAAAUGUGCAUGUGAAUCUGAAGGCAGAAUUUGGUCCUUUAAGCCUUGAAAUAAUGAGUGCUGCUGUUCCAAAUUCUGACUUAGUAAUAUGAUUGUUCUUCUCCAAGUAUGGGGAAAACACUAACGAAUUUACUAUUUCAGUGAACAAUUAUAAUUCUUAACCUUUAAAAUUAUGAAUGGUACUUUUCAAGUAAUUAAGCUUAGGUUAAGUUGCACAAGGAUGUGCUAGGGAUAUGAUGAGGCUUUAGACAAGUCUGCUGGGGUGAUCUGUCUGCUGAAGUCAAUGAAAGAGUCAGCCUCAGCUGACUUCCCCUGUGUGUUGGAUCAAACUGUUACUGAGGGGCUUUCUUGUUUUGAGAUUCUUAAUUGUUGUGUUUCUUUAUGUUUGUUUGUCCUUAUUUCUUCACGUUCCUGCAUAUCCUUCAUAUUCUUUAGGUCUGCAGCUGUGCAAUGACUUUAAUCAUCACUAAUUCCAAAGAAAAGGUGAAACAAAAGUAGCAAAUAGAAAUAACCCACCUGGCACCUAAAACCUGUUUUCUGUGUUGCUAGGAUGAAAUGUUUCUGUGUGUGAGGGAGGUGGCAGAAUGUCUGCACCUCAUUUAAGCCUUACUGAAGGUCUGAUCUGGGGAUGAAAUAGGUAGCAGAUGUGCCACUGGAAAGUCCUAAGUGCAGAGAUUUCUAGUAUGAUAAGUAUCUGUCCUCCCAGGAAGCUUUGUGCAGGGGACACAACCUGGCUUUUAUCUCUUUGUUCUCCACACGUAACAAGGCUGGUACAAAGUCUGGGCUUCCUAUAUGCCAGCUGUCCUAGAGCCUUGGCACGCCAUGGCAAUGUAACACCAGCUCUACAGCUCCCCAUUUACUGUUUGCUGUCUCUCAGGACUGUAGGGAAGACAGUGGACUGGUGGGCACAAGCAGUCAUAGUGCAGAGCCAUCGUUUUGUAACUUUGUUUUGGAGCUUGAGACCAAAUCAUGACACUACUGAAGUGACUGCAAGCUGUGUCCAUGACUUUCAGUGCCAUGGCAACUCUGACUUAUAUGUGAAGGAAACAGAAGCACAAAAAGACUUAAGGUGAGGGACAGCUGUCCAGUUUCCAGAUGAGGUGAGACAUCCAAUUGCUGUUUGCACUGCCUUGCCUUUCCACAGCAGUGCUUUUAAUGUGAUACAGAUAAAAAUAGUUUUGCAAGGCCAGUGCUGCUCUCUGUGGAAUUUCUGUGCAGUUUUCCACUGAAGACUCAUGCAGCUGCUCUUAGUAUGUGCUAGAGUGCAGGAAAUGCUAUGCCAAGGAGCUCUCUAGGGAUGCCAGGUGAGAGCUCAACCGUGGAGCCUACCUCUAGGAAAGUCUGGUCUCUGUUUCUCCCCCACUGGCACUCAUCUCAACACAUCCAGUGGCAGCUAUUGCAGGAUCUGACCUACUUCCCUACAUUUCCUUUCCCGUUCUGCAAUAUGGGGAUGUGCAUCAGCUGGCCUUGAUGGAACAGCAGAUCUCCACUUCCCACCUCUCCUCCCCACCCAACAGGCCCACUUCACCCCAAGGAGCAGAUCACAGGCUGUUCAUGGGCUGUGCUACAAGCAGAUCUUUGAAGUGCUGCUUCACAUGAGUGUUGAAAUUCAGCCCCAACACAGACCUCGGAAGAAAGAAGACUGGCACUGUUGAGUUUUGAACAGGAAGGUCUUUGACAUCGUAACUCCACAUGCUGCCAAAGUUGUUGAUUACCAGAGUAUUAGGAUGGUUUGUGCUGAUGUCCAGCACAUGCACUGGGUGAGGCAAACCCUUGACUUAGGAGGGUACAUCAGCAACCUUUGCUUGUCUGGUUGGGGGAUGAGCUGUGGAGUAUCUGUACUUAUUGUGAUAGUCUUGGUAUUAUCACAGGGAAGGCCAAGGCCCAACUGGAAUUAAAUCUGGCCAAGGAUUUCGAGGACAACAAGAAGGGCUUCUUCAAAUAAAUAGAAACCAAAAGGAAUACUAAGAUAAUGCAGGCCCAUUAAUAAAUAGAGGGGUUACCCUGGUAACAGAGGACACAAGUUACUGAAUGCCACCUUUGUGUCAGUCUUCACUGACAAGACCAACCCUCAGGAAUCUCUGACCCGGGACACCAGAGUAAAGAAAUGUUGGAAGUCAAGGAGGAUUGGGUCAGAGAACACCUAGGCAGACUUGAUGUCCAGAGUCCAUGGGCUCUGAUGGAAUACAUCCAGGAGUGCUGAGAGACCUGACUGUGCAGCCCUUGCUGGAGAGCUGGGCAGAGAUGAACUGCCUGAACUUCGACAAAGGCAAAUGCAGAGUCCUCACCUGGGGAAGAAUAACCCCACGCAUCAGCACAGGCUGAGGGCCAGCCUGCUGGAAAGCAGGUGGAGAAGGACCUGGGAGUCCUGGUGGACAUCAAGGUGUCCAUGAGCCAGCGGUGUGUUCUUGUGGCCAAGCAGGCCAGUGGUAUCUUGGGGAGCAACAGGAAGAGCAUUGCCAGCAGGUCAAGGGAGAUGAUCCAGCUCCCCUGCUCAGCCAUCCCUGGUGAGGCCAAACCUGGAGUGAUGUGUCCAGUUCUGGGCUCCUCAGUACUCCUGGAGCAGGUCCAAUGGAGGGCAACAAAGAUGAUUAAGGGACUGGAGUAUCUCUCUGACCAUACACUGGGACAGAUUGCCCAGAGAGGCUAUGAGCUCUCCCUCACUGGACAUGCCCAAGAACCAUCUGUGCACAAGUCUGUGCUAUGUGCUCUAGGAUGGCCCUGCUUGAGCAGCGAGGUUGGACCAGGUGACCCACUGUGGUCCCUUCCAACCUGACCCAUUCUGUGAUUCUGUGAUUACAGGAGCAUUUUUUUCUGCUUUGUGGUAUCUCUAGUGAUUCCAACGUCCAGUUAGUGCUGAUGGCAGAUUGUCUGGCGGAUUCUGAUGGGGCAGCCCACACAGACUACUUGUUGAAGAAGUUAAACAUAUAUGGCCAGAAUAUGAUAUCCAAGUAGUAUUAUGGUCAAAAAAUAAAUUUAUUAGCUUUGAAGGGCAUGUAAUGCAACAUAUAUUCAGUCUUCAUUUGUGGACAGUUACAAAGAAUUAAGUGACCACAGCUUAUUUAAUUACUAUUUGUAUUAAAGCCCUGAAAGGUUGUUAACUCACUGGGAGGGAGACUUCAGAUUUAAACCACUCUCAUGGUUUAUUCUCAUACUUGUAGAAGAAUAGAUGUCCUAGGUGCUGCAGCUUAGCUGACAGGGGGACAAAGUUGCUUGUAGUUAUCUCCCAGUGCUUCAACUGAGGGUGUCACACCUGUUCCAUCAAAAAAUUGCAAGCUCAUGACAAUGGUGUGCAGCUUCCAUGGUGCUAAGACAGAGCAAUGUGUCCAGGGGCUGUUGCUGCCAACUCUUACCAGCAUUCCCCUCUGCCUAAAUGAAGGACUGGAGUCUCCUAUCAUGGCUCUUGAUGCUGAGUACCUUUGACCAUGAAAUCAAGGGCAGCUGGCAAAGCACUGUCCUGCCCCUGUCCAGCACAGGCUGUAGAUGGUGGUUGGGUGCAGGGGCGGCAGUGAGGCACUGCUGGUGGCUGGCUGGCUGCACUUCUGGCUUCAUCAUACUCUGAAGUAAAAGCUGAGCUUUUGCCCAGCUGUAAGACUGUGAUUUUCUGGAGCCAGGGGUAGCUGUCUCCAAAACGGGGCUUGCUUUUCUCCUUUCUUUUUCCCUUCCUUUUUUUUCCUGCCGCUCACCUUUCUCUGAUCUGGUGUUAGACCUCUUCAGUGAAUGAUUUCAAUUCAAUAGCUCAGCAGAAAACACAGCAAAAAAAAGGGGGAAGUCAUAUAAUUUUCUGCCAGCAUACUGAGUUGGAUCUAGUCAAAAACAGGUGCAGAGGCAGUUGGGGAGACAGAGGAUGGUGUUCACCUACCAGCAUCAUAGAGUCAUCGGCCUGGCUCAGCUACUGCAUCCUAUUGGAAACCCAUCAAAAGGAUAAUGCAGAUUGAGAUUCUUCCAAAUUAUUUACAGAUGUAUUUGAUGCCUUCAGAACUAUCUACAAGCUUUUGGGAGAUUUGCUCAGUGCUACCAAGAGCAAAAUUUGGCCUUGAACUUAAGAAACUUGAGGCGAAGUGCCAAAGCACAGACCUGCACACAGUGCAAAGGAGUCUGCAGCAAUGUUAGUGCUGGUUUUCCCACGUGGCCUUCUCAGGAUGCCAAAACAAGAGUCAAACAUGGGGAUCAUAUAUCGAUGUCACCGGAUUGAUCUGGAUGCAGCUGUGCACAAUACAUGCAUUUGGAUCUGUUCAUGUGAUUGCACAUGUAGGUGGGAAGAGCUGUGGGCACUUUGAGUGGCUUAAGCUCUGUCUUAUUAGUCACUCAUACAUGUAUUUAUCAUAUUGUGGGUUUGCACAUGUCUUCAUGCAGCUAGUUGGAACUGAAAUCUUUGAUAUCUGGGUGUUGCAAACUGCCUGUUUUAUUUUUAAAAAUGUAUUUAUGCAACAAAAUGUAAUUUUAAGUGCAGGAGAAUGAAAUACUGUCAUGAACUACAAUGUAAACUAAAUUCCAAGGCAUAUGUAAAAUAACAGCACAUACGUUGUUCAUUUGCACAGUGCAAUAAUUCCGUGAUAGCGGCAUCAGGGCUACUGGCAUAGAGGACAAUCUGACAAUGAAAUCAGUGUCCGUGUUGCAUAUUCUCCUUCAUAAAAAUUAACACUUCCAAGCUAUUUUGUUUUUUGAAGCCACUGUGCACUGUUAUUCAGCCUACAGCAUUGCUGCCCUCUUAGAAAGCUGUGUAGAGAAUAAGAUGCAAGGAGUGUUGUGUGUCUGUGUCUCAGAUGUUUGUGACUGGAUCUUGUUCUGUUGUUUGUGCAAGCGAUGUGGGGUGGUAAGAUGGGGAUCAGAAAGAGCAGGUGUUGUGUCACUCUAGAGCCAAGGCUGCCCUGAGGACUGAAACAGCCUUAAGGGAAACUGAGAUUCUGGUUGCACUAGGCUUCCUCCUGGUGCAGCUCAUAUUUACUCUUUCUCGUCACGAUGUCUGAGUACAUCCCAUGAGUGCACUGACUGACCUGACUAGCACAUGUGGUGCAUGGGCUGAUCAUUCCUUCUCACAAUCUGCAAGUGACUACAAUUGACUGACUGGUGUUCCCCAUCCUCAACAUCCCUGCUAAUCCCACCAUCCCUGAUCCCUUUCCUGGUGUCUGCACCGUGGGGCAGCUUUGUGCAAGGCAGCUCUCAGCUGAGAGCUCCCUCCCUGCCUAUCAAGUGACCUUGUGCUUUGGGGAUAACGUGCUCAGGGUAGCCCACCUUAUGUGGGGUUUGUGGAAUACUGCAUAUGGGCACUCUGGAGGCUUGCAUGUCUUGCACUCUCCUUCCCUAUUCUGCUUUUUGUGAGAGAGCUUUCAAGUCAUGACAUGAGAUUAAAUUUACUCCUGUGUAGAGGACCUGGUCCACAUCGGUGUGCUGUUUGGCUGUCCACUGACAUCAUUAAAAUAGGACUGAGACAACUGAAUCCUUGACAGUAUGCAACUUCUGGUCUUACUCUGUCAGGGAGAGAAAUUCAUCUCACACGGUGCAGACAACAGGGCAUUGGGACCUGUCCAACACCCUGAACUUUCAGAGGCAGUGGGAAUGUGUGUUAAAGAAGAGAACCUACAGGACACAGGAAUAUCAUUUGAUUUUCCUGAAAUGAGCCAAUUCAUGCCUCUGGGUUAGGGAAGAAAAGGACUCAGCUGUUCACUAUGAAACGUGGCAGGAGGUGGGUCUGCACUUGUUAACGAGUGUUCUAUGCUAAAUGUCAGCAUGAAGAGAUGGCUUCUUUGCUGUCCUUGUUCUUAAGGGGCAGGAUGUAUUUUCUUUUCUUUCUAUCCUUUCCUGUGUGUGCUGAACCUGCACUCAGUGCUGAGGAGCUGUGGGGAGAGGAUGUCAUCCGACAUAAAGCAUGGCUAUAUUCCUCGCCACGAAAGUUGAACUGUACUUUCUGGUGAUGAUUGCCAUGUGUUGAGUCAUGCCUUCGUGGCUGGGGACAGUACUGCAUCAUCAGCUGGUGUCUCCCAGCACAUCUGUUUUCUCUGUGCAGAGCCAGUAUGAACGUCACUGCACCAUUCUCCAAACGUAGAGCUCGGGGGCAGCUUGCCAAGGACACUCCUAUCAGCUGGGCAUCUGCAAACCAAGAAGGGGGAAGGCUCUAAGCACAACUAAAUGAUGAUGUCUUCCCAUGGACAGCGUAUUACAAACAAGUGAAGAUGCACUGUGUGUCCUCAGUGGUUUUGGAAGUCUACGGACCACCCAGGAAUCGGUGCUCCACCUCCUUCACAGAAGCCUAACUUCAGCCAGCAAGGGAGUGGACCUUCUGAGGACACGUUGGGGUUCCCUGAGCCCCCAAUGAGUUGCAUGGUUGCACUGCUUCCAGCUUCAUGCAUGGAAAACAGGUUGUGCCAGUUCCUUCCCACUGCUCUCUGGCUGACAUCCCAUGAAGCUCUGCUGACCUUGUUCUGCAGCACCUUGACUCUUCAUGAAAGCAGCAGAGAGGCAUUUACAAAUUCUAUAAAGCCCCAUAACCUAGAGACACCUCUGAGCUUACUGAAAAGUUUGACACUAUCCACUCACUGGAACAUAUUUGAAGCAGUGGUGACGUCUAAAGCUUUAAUACCUACUCUGAUGGGGGGAGAAGAUCGGUUUGGUAUAAAAUUUUCUCAUUACAUGAACUGAUGGAUCUCUGUCUCAAGCAAUUAAUAUAUUCCCUCUGUUUUCUCACUGAAUUGGUUAAUUUUAGUUGGUAAUGCAGACAAAAUUAUUUUUAUUUUAUUAUAGAAAUGCCACUAAAUUAGUUGUCUCUGUGUUUGAGAUGGACUUACUGUUUCAAAGGGAUUAGGGUGCUUUUGGCUAAUCUUUUAUUUUUUGUGGUCAGCAUUCCCUACACAGCAGUUACUAGGAUCUGAAGAAAAACAGUACCUUUUCAGAUUUCAAUUUGAUCUUUUGUAAUUAAUAGAGAUUUCUUUCACAGCAUUUAAGAUACUGGUGAGGUAGGUGCUAUCUUUGAAAUUCAGUGGGAAAAAGUUUCAGUGGGAAUAAGAAGAGGUAUUUAGCUCUUCUAAACAAUGCUUUGGGAAUCCAUGUACAAGUUUCUUUUUCAUUAGUACUGUUUUAUACAGUCCAUAAGUGUCAAGAAAAUAACAAAACAGACUGAAGGUAAAAACGUCAAGAAAAUGCAAAAUGUUCAGGACAAAAAUAUUGUAUUAUUCCCACACUAGAAAACUAACUUUUUAAAAUUAAUUUUACAGAUACUAUCUUUGCCAUUUCAGCUGCCUUUUUUUUUUAUGAACAAAGACAAAUUUCUGACAUUCCUCAUGCCUAGAAUUUGACCUGCUCUCUGAAGGCUGUAAUCUUCUUGAGACAGCCUUCCUUACCAUUAGAGCAUGUCCUCAGCUAGCCUGCAUCAUAUAUAGCCCUAAGUAGUCCCUGGUCUGCCCCACAUUGCUCCUGCUAGGAUUCCUCAUUCUCUUCUACUAUCACACAUUUAAUACACUUACUAUAUGUAAAUUUCCAGCCUGAAAACAAGCCAGUGCAGGAGACACUGGCUCAGUAUCAGGUGGAUAUAGAAGGCAAGGUAAUAGUAAACGGUUUUGAACUGAUUUUGGUAGAGUGACAAAUAUCCUAGUGACUCUGAGACUGAAGGUACACUGAACAAUGACUGCAGUGUAAAUUGCCUUGUUUUCUGCCUGAUGCUUAUGGUUCAGGUCUUGCAAGCUUUGCCUUCUUCAGGAGCUUUCUCUGUGAGAGACUUGAAAGAUGGGGUUCCUUGCACAGGGCUGUGUGCAUGGACAGGAAAUGCAGGUGCAGAAGUAUCCAGAGCAUUCAGAAUGUGCAGACAAAAAUAUCUUAAAGGAGUCUGAAGUCUGUCAGGGGACGAAGUGGUUAGAACCUGAUUUUGCACCUAUUUAUGGCAGCACCUGCAAGCUGGGUGGUGCUGCUGCUGGAGAGAAUUUGGUGCCAGUUUUGCGGAGCUCUGUGGGAAAUGCAUCCUGUGUCCUCUGCUCCCACCCAGCUCAGGCUGUUGCUGAAUGUCCCCCCAAGCACAGGACUAGCCCCACUGAAACACGAGGGUCUGAGGAAGGCAGGAAAGGACAUCCCUUGGCCACUGCUGUGUUGUCAGUGCUUGCUUUUGUCCAUGUGACCCAUCUAUCUCAGGGUCAUCUUGAGACCUGUCAGGGUAGACCAAAUAUUCCAGACUGGAAGAAAAAGAAGUGGCAGAAUAUCCAAGUGCAACAAAGGUAGUGCAAAGGCAGUGGGAAAGCCUGGUAAACACAAUGGAAGUUCUUGUCUUUUUUAUUAAAGAAGGCAGGCAUAAUCCUUAUCCUUUAAUAUCCUACUUUUUUUUACACUGGAAUUAGAAAAUAAUUUCCAUUUUUUUAAAUUAUCUUCAGGCUUUAACUCUGCCUUUGAAAAGCGUUUUUGCUAUGACAGCCCUUGGUCUCAUGGUGAGCAGUGCUAGGAGAAAUAGCUAAAGCAAGGCUUUUUUCUUUCCAUGCAUGCAAUGUUUAAUCUUUCUAAUCUUUUAACAUGAAUGUAUUUCCUGUCAUUUUGUAAAUUGACAAGAUUAGCACUAUUUCUUUCAAGAUAGCAGUUGAAAAAUAUAUUUUGCUUAAACAUAACCAAAUUUCCACCUAACAAUGUGAAUUUUCCAUAGUGACCAAUCCAUUCUUAGAGUUAAACCUCUAAGGCUAAUGCUCACUCACUGACUUUGCAACUUGUUUUUUUUAUUAAUAGUUUGUAAGAAAGUAGAUUUUUGUUAAAUCUUCUGUUUUAUUAAAAAAAUUUCACUGUCUUGCCUAAUAAUAAUAAUAAUAAUAACAAUAAUAAUAAUAACAAUUCUAUGCAUUGUGUGAUUCAGUGAUGUUGCUGUUGAAAUUCUGCAUGUUUUCUUGAUGUUCUGACAUUUGUGUAUUUAUGUGGUACUUGUAAAAGUCCUAACCAUUGCUGCUAUAAUCACCACCAUUUUAAGUAAGUGAAAACUGUGCUAUGAAACUGUGCCAGUUUGCAGAAUUUUUGUGUGUCAUGCUAAAACUCCGCAUUCUGCUGAUCAUUUCUUGUUUUAUGCCAGUAUUUAGUGCCUUCUGUAGAAGGAAUCAAUAUGUUGUGGUAGAUGGGAGAUGCCAAGCUUCUAAUAUCUUGUUCUGCACAGAUGAUCACUUACCAGCUUGAAGUUUAAAAAAAAAAAAAAAAAAAAAAAAAAAAAAAGGAAAAAGAAGAAGAAAUAAUAUUUAAUUCUCCAUCUUUCUUUCAAGUAUAUUCUCAAUGAUUUUUACUUGGAGAAAAAAAAAAAAACACCACCUUUAAUAGAGCUGAAAAGAAGCCAUCUUCUUCUGCUGCACCUCCUGCAGCAGCAGUCUGUGAGCUGGAGGGAAUGCAUAGCACCCAAAUGUUGGUGAUGGAUCCAGAGAAUAGCCAAGCCUGUUCAAGUCAUUGCAGAGCAUGCUAAAGCACCAUUUAAUGACAGCAGUCCUCUGUUGGUACUUGCAGGAGUUGUGAGCUGACAAGAGUUAGCUUGGUCAAGUGGUGGAUUCCACUCUGUUCUGCCUCAGCUGAAGCCACACAUUGCUGCCAAAUGAGACUUGGAUGAAAUUCAAGACCAAUAUUUUUGGUCUUUCUCUUUCUAAUAACAUGGUAGAAAAGCCCUGUUUAUCAAAAUUCUGACAUUGCAUUUUCAGUUCUCCUUCUGCCCUCUGCUUAGAAUCUGGCUGUAUAGCAAAUAUACACACUCAUAUGCAUUCGAUUUGAUAAGAUUUUGACAGACUGAAAUUGUAUCCUACUGAAAAUACAACAGAAACAAUCAGGAGGGAAAUGUCAGAUAUUCAGUUCUCUAGUGCAUUUCCCAGCCUGGUUUCCCAGCGUGAUUCACUGUACCUAGGCUGGUUUUUAAAACAGUGUUUUGUAUGGAAAAAAGGAAAGAAUGACCAUCAAUUUGCUGUCUCUACUGAGAGAUGAAAGCCCAUUACAUGUCUUUAAAAAACUUUUCAAAUAAAAAAUAACGGGUUAUCAGAAAAACUGCGUGAUUGGGAAAACAAGAGUACAUUGAAUUCAUCCGCAGCAGUAUUGGUCUAAAGUCAUCUCUGUCUUCAAGCAGGAAAAAUUACAGCCCUGCUGAUGUCAAAUAUUUAAAAAAAACCCAAACAAACACAGAGACAAAAACACCCAAAAUAAAAACACACACACAAAAACAAACAAACCAAAACAAAAACCACCCCAACAACAGCAACAAAACCUGAAUAAACGUAUGCCAAAAUUCUCAGUGUAGUUUUUUCAUUUUUGUGAUACCCAGGACAUUUGCAAAAAACAAUGUUGAAGCAUACAGAACACAUUGAAAAUCAUCCUGUGUAGUAGGUUGCAAGCCAGUCCUCCACAAACUGAUGAAUUUGAAAACCCCAGCUGCAGAUUAAAACCUUCCACAAGGGAUUAGAAGCCUUUUCCAGCACCUCAGUUCCUGUCCAUUGAGGGCAAUUGGGCUCUUUUCAGAAAUAUUAGGUCCUUUUAUUGUCCUUUGAAAACUCGAAGCUUCUUCAAGCUCAUUUUACUAGACCAGAAUCCAGGUGAAACCAGUUACAAUGUGGUUCUCCACUGUUUUGGUUGACCAAUAGCUAUUUACACAUGAACACAUGCUACUAGUAUGAGUGAAGAGUUUUGACUCCACAGAACUCCUGCCUAUGUGGCCCUAAUAUUAAAUAUUCAAGGCACGUUCUUAUAUCCUGCAAUUCUUCUAUUUAUAGCUAGAUCUGAGUCUUCAUGGUCCCACCAAUUGCACUAAUUGUCUUACCAAUUGAUCUUCCUAACUUCUAUGAAAAGAGUCUAUUUAAAAAGUCAGAUUUCAGCACCAUAGCAGCUGUUUUUUUGCCAUCUUCUAUUCCAUCUGAAGCUAGGUCUAUCUGCAUUAUCUUCAGCUUAGAUCUGAGUGAGAAAAGCCGUCAGUAUCCUUUAUUCCUGCUUUGCACACUGGAAAUGCAGUUAUUGUGCUACAGGCGCAGGUCUGGCAUUAGGGUUUAGCCUCCAUCCAGUGGCAUGUCAGAGUCUGUAAUUGCAUGUCUUUGCUUUUCACCACAGUUCAUCAGUUUCGAGACACAAACUGGGUGAUACCAGUGAUUUUUUGCAUUAGAUACCACCUUCCAAUCACAGUGAUUCCUUCCAUGUACAUAAUGUCCAUAUUGUCAGUCUUGUAAUUACUCUUAUGUGCAUUUUUUGUCUAAAGUGCUUUAUAUUGCAGGAUCAGCUUUUUGCUUUUUUUUGUAAAAUAGCUUAGCCUGUGCUGCUGAAAGGAUCCAGGAAAGAGUUAUCCAUUCAAACCCCAAUGGAAUUUGGGGACUUAGCUUUUUUUAGAGCCCUUUGCAAGCUCCCGUUGUAAUCAGCUAUAUAAAGCAGAGAUUUUAGUGUGAGGAGUGCUACUUAUCUUCCACUCCAAAUGCAGUUUUCUGUACACAGGGCACCUUCUUACACAGAUCUCUUGCUCCUGCCUUUGGGAGAUUAUAUAUACAGCAGAUUAUAUAUACUUCUCUAUUAGGGAGAAGUAAUAUUUUUAUGCAUUUUAAUGCAUUAAGCUCUGCAAAGGUAGAAUAUCUUGGGGGAAGAGAGACAUUACUGGAUCAUAUUCUGAAAACAUGAGUAAUAUUGUUAACUAGUCCAUUUUCAGUUACCUGUUCAACCCCGUUGUCCUCAAAUUACUUGUUUAUGUACUUGCACAGCAACAGGAGAAAAACAAGCAGAAAGGAUUUUCUGCUGUAAAUGAAGAAAGAUUCCAUAACCUACUUAGAGCCUCAGAUGCCCAGUAGGUUUCCAGAGCUGGUAAUAUUUCUACUCAUCAGCUGGAUAAAUUUUGAUGCAUAUAAAUAUCAUACUGCCAUAUCUGCACUGUAUUUUUAUGAAGCAAACUUCAUACAGGGUAAGGUCCUUCACAGGUGAAAACCAAUAUGGUCAACAAAAUUGUCUGUCACUUGUGUUAGUUGAGAACUGGUUUUUUUGUUGUAAUGUAUUUUUCUUCUUCAAGACACUCCACUGUUCUUUAAUGGGGAUAGAAUAAAUGAACAUGUGUUGUACUGUUGUCUGCCACGUUGUCUCCUUGAAAAUGUUCUUUUAGUGUUUGAGUACAGAAGUGCCCUCAAUUAAAAUAAAGAGGUCCUUUCUCUUUUUUUUUAAUGGUGUUUAUGAGUUUCCUCCCUUGCUUAGUUGUCAGAUAAUUAGGCUUUCGAAAAGAAUGUUUGUGCUAAUUGAGUAUGACAUUCACUGUUACUGAUCUGUAAAUUCCAGAGAUAUUCUGACCUUCAUUGCACUUCACCUCCAUUUUUUUUCCCUUAUGAUAAUCUUUAACAAGUCUGGUUCUGCUGCAUUAGAGAUUGGUUUCAGUGUCUGUACAAUGUUUGCUACUAUUGUAGUGUGACUUCUUAUUUUCCAUUUUUAAGAUUUGUAUUGGUACAGCCUUAACUUACAGAAUUAAAGACCAUUUAAAAAUUAAUCAGAAUAGUCAUUGAUGUCUGUGAUAACUGCAUGCUUUAUUCACAGUAUUUUGUCUGUAAUUAUGUGUAGCAACCAAGUCUCAUGUAUUUAAUAAAUUGUUUUCUGCAAA
This is a messenger RNA of Myiozetetes cayanensis, 16141 nucleotides long. Its product is annotated as KIAA1958 ortholog. The transcript is spliced from 3 exons. NCBI's taxonomy places the organism in Eukaryota, Metazoa, Chordata, Aves, Passeriformes, Tyrannidae. Bases 327 to 2528 code for a protein of 733 amino acids. The record is from RefSeq and is a predicted model, not a curated record.